Rhopilema esculentum is the source of this 1901-nucleotide messenger RNA. RefSeq lists its product as uncharacterized. The record is from RefSeq and is a predicted model, not a curated record. NCBI's taxonomy places the organism in Eukaryota, Metazoa, Cnidaria, Scyphozoa, Rhizostomeae, Rhizostomatidae.
UUUCUGCGCAAGAGGUCAAGCGUAACUAACCAUUUGAUCUUUGCAUCACAAACGGAUAUUCACCGAAGAGCAGGACAAUCUUUCUUCUCCCUUCUUAUUGUUAAUAAACAAUUAUUUUCUGGCUGGAGUAUAAAAAGUUAUCACCGACAGAAGUUCAAAGAUGUCGGUUAAACUAGCAAUACUGCUGACCGUUGCACUUGUGUGUGCCUCUGUAGAAUCAAUAAGACAUCACAAAAUAAGAGCAAGAAGGGACUUGAUGCACAGAGAGGAAUACUAUCAUGAUCGAGCUGAUUAUAUUCAAAAGAGAAGUGCAAAUCCAUGUGGAAUGAGCUGCCCAUCUGCUUGUGCCCCUGCCUGUUCACCAGGAUGCUGUGGAGCAGCAGCACCACCUCCACCAAUGCCAGGACCAGCUGGACCACCAGGACCCCCUGGUCUAUCAGGUGGACCUGGUCCUUUUGGACCACCAGGGCCUAUUGGACCACCUGGCUGCCCAGGAUGCAUGGGACCUGCCGGACCACCAGGGCCACCCGGCCCACCAGGACUUCCUGCCCCUCCAGCUGCAUCUUGUCCACCCAUCUGUCUACAUUGGUAUGCAAUCAUCCGCCAAGCCCCUCCACCUGCUCCACAAUACUCUUGCCCUACCCAAUGUCAGCAACAGCCAGGAUGCUGUGGAUCACCUGCACCACCACCAAUGAUGCCAAGCUGUCAGCCAUCAUGUGCUCCUCAAUGCUGCAUGCCCCCACCACCACCACCACCUCCCCCAAUGAUGCCAAGCUGCCAGCCAUCAUGUGCUCCUCAAUGUUGCAUGCCCCCACCACCACCUCCCCCAAUGAUGCCAAGCUGUCAGCCAUCAUGUGCUCCUCAGUGUUGCAUGCCUCCACCACCACCACCUCCAGUCGCUAUGCUCCCAUUGCCAGCAAGAGCACCGCCUCAGUGUCCACCUGGAUGCCCACGAUCUUGCUACCCUGCAUGCAGACCAGGCUGUUGUAAUCCAAUGCCACCACCAAUGCCAAUGAUGAUGCCAAGCUGCCAGCCAUCAUGUGCUCCUCAGUGUUGCAUGCCACCUAUGCCACAAGCCCCACCACAGAUCAUGAUGGGUCCUCCUCCCCCACCACAGAUGAUCAUGAUGCCUCCACCCCCACCACCCCCAGCAUGUGCACCAUCCUGUGCACCACAGUGCUGCAUGCCACCAGUGAUCAUCCCACCACCCCCACCACCCCCACCACCUCCUCCCCCAGCAAUGUGCCAACAAGGCUGCUCUGCAAGCUGUGCUCCAGCAUGUACUCCAGCCUGUUGCAGUAGGAAGCGCUCUUCAGAAGAAAAGCAAUAAACAUGAUGAUCCAAUAGUUCAUUUCACAACGUUAUUACUUCACGUUGCUCGUAUGAAGGAUUUCUCUCCGCUGUGAACUAUGAGAUUGGUCUUAAAACUCUAACUGCAUGUAUAUGAUAUCCUUAGAUUACUGCAUGUAUUGGUAUAUUACUUCAAUAAAUGACAUAACUACAUCUUUGUUUAUGCUAUCGACAUCAAAGUUACAUAGCUUCGGUCAAUGACUUAGCAUCACGUAUAUUCAAGAAGAAGAAUUCUGAUUCAGUAUUGCAUACAUUGGUAUUGAAAUCACGUCUAGCAGCAAAUGAAAGAUAUCCUGUAAAUACUGCAAUUAGUUUAAACCUUGUUGAAAUUAUGAUAUUGUCAGCUGUGAUUAUGUAUUUAACACGUUUUUUGUAAAACAGUAGUAAGUUAGAAGAAGAAACAGAUUUUCCUGCGCCUAAGAUGUAAGUCUUUCUCUUAAAGGCUGCAGAAAAGUAUGGUUUAAUUCUACAGAAUUAUCUGUGUUGAUAGCUUAUUAGUAUCCCUAUGUAAGACGAAAAUAUUAUUUAAAUGUAUCAUAUUGUUUUUAGAA